Vicia faba (fava bean) is the source of this 1614-nucleotide messenger RNA. NCBI's taxonomy places the organism in Eukaryota, Viridiplantae, Streptophyta, Magnoliopsida, Fabales, Fabaceae. The record is from the annotation of a GenBank genome assembly.
AUGGCUUCUAUUGAUGAUGAAAGUGGUUCGUCUAGUAAGAAAACAGUUGGUAAACGUGGUGUGACCCGAUUGCAAAAAAUUCACAAAGCCAAAAGCAAUGGAAAGAGAAUUGAGGUUCAAUGGAAUUCCAGAGGUCAACCAAUCAAGCAUAAUAGCAAGACUUUUGCUAGUUUCAUUGGUGUCACAGUUCGUCGGUUAGUUCCAAUAAGCUUGGACAAUUGGAGCGCGAAAAAAAAUAAAGAGGCUGUGGGGGUUUAUAAACAAAACAUUUGGGAUGAAAUUGAAAAAGCUUUUAUAAUUGGCGAGGAACAUCGUGCCUUUGUAUAUAGAGAAGCUGGAAAGUUGCACAGGGCAUUCAGAACAAAAAUGGCGAGGUCAUAUCUAAAAGAUAGUAAGGGUGGUUUUGUUAAACAUCGUCCGGCCAAAUAUUCUUUUUGUAUAAAACAAGAUGAUUGGGAUAAAUUUGUAACCCAACAUAUGACUGCAAAGUUUCAGAAAGUUAGUGAUGAGAAUCGAGAAAGAGCGUUAAAUCCUCAACAUCCCUAUAGAAAGUCACGUUUAGGGUGUGCUCGUCUUGAAGCUGAUAUGGUAGAAGAGUCAGAAGUUGGUGAGAUAAACCGUAGUCAAGUGUGGAAGGCUGCCCGCGUCAAUAAGAGCGGGGUGAUUGAUAAUGAGAAUGUUCAAAGAGUUGUGGAUCAAUGUGAGAAGUUAACAGAAGCUCUAUCUGAAGAAGAGAGACAAGACCUUGGUCCCACAAACAUAUUAUUUGAGGCUCUUAAUCUCCCAAACUACUCUGGACGUGUUAGGACUUAUGGUUUUGGGGUUAAUAUCGAAGUUGCUAUUGUGCCAAAUGCCCCAUUUCCUAUAUCUGUUGAAGAUGGAGAUGUAUCCAUGGUUGGUCAAGCAAUAGGAACAAUUGUGCCAUGGCCAACGAAACUUCUUGAAUUUGUUGCUGAAUGUGAAAAGAUUCCUGGUCAAUCCCAAAACAAAGAGAGUAUAAAGGAGAUUCUUGAUCAUAAUUGGUUAAGUGCAUCUAUUAUCACUGUAUUUUCCAGGUAUUUGUAUGACAAGUUUAUUAGUCCAAAUGGAUUAAUAAAUAAGUUCUCUUUCAUAUCUCCACAUGUAUUACGGGAGGAUAAUCUAGGAAAUGGUAUAGCAAAAAUACUUUUGAAAGAUGAGGAGUUCAAGGAUAAGAUGAUUCUUGCACCUUGUAAUCUAGGGAAACAUUGGGUGUUGCUUGUCAUCAAUCUCAAUGCUGAGGUGAUAUAUUACAUGGAUCCGUUGAAUGGUGAGCCAACAAAACAUCAAAAUUUUAAAACAAAGUUUGAGAACGCUUUGCAAAUUUAUCGUGCUAAUAGUAGUUCUAAAGUGCCUAAAGUGUCAAAGUCAAAGAAAAUCUCAUGGAAAAAAAUAAAGUGUCCUCGUCAAAUUAAUGGCGUUGAUUGUGGAUACUUUGUAAUGCGAUUUAUGAAAGAGGUCAUCAUGGAAAAUGAAUUUAUGAUCCCCACAAAUUACUUUUUUGACCACAAAUGUCGUACCUACUCUCAUGAUAAGUUAACUGAGGUUAAGGAGGAUUGGGCUACUUAUGUGGUGGAUGAUGUUUUCGAUGUUUAA